This is a messenger RNA of Seminavis robusta, 852 nucleotides long. The record is from the annotation of a GenBank genome assembly. NCBI's taxonomy places the organism in Eukaryota, Bacillariophyta, Bacillariophyceae, Naviculales, Naviculaceae.
CUUUGAAUAGGGGCAUAGAUUGAUUGAUUUACUAGCUACUAGACCGCAACAAUGGACACCAUCUUUCUUCAAGGCUUCUGCCGUUGCCUCCGUCGUAUUAUCAUGUCCUCCGAUCGCUCCGACAAUACUAGGACUGCUGAGUCCAUUCCUCCUCCUGUCGAUUCCACUAACCACACCAUCAAUACCAAUACUACCCCUAAUACUGCUACUACCAAGUCUCCUCUUCUGUUGGCGGGUGAUGAGAUUUUGAUGCAAGGCAUUCUACCGCAUGUUGGUGUUGGACAGUAUGCCUUUAUUGGACCAGUCAACAAAAAGAUGAAUCAACUGUACAAAGAGUACUGCAAGGUUGAACUCAAGAAAAGUCCAAGAAGAGUACACAAAGAUAAACCGGACAACCCGCUAAUCGACAGACGCUGGAGAUCUGCAGAAAUCACCGACACUCUUGACAGCGAAACAUUCUGUAACCUGUCACGUGCAGAAUACUGGCUCAAGGACGAUUCUUAUUAUUCCACCCAUAAGGCACCUGAUCGUGAUGAUGUUGCCAAUGCAAUUGCCAAAUUUGGAAAUAUUACUCUCAUGCAGUGGGCACGACAACAAGGAUUCCCAUGGGAUGAACAGACAUGCUUCCUUGCUGCUUACAGUGGGCAUUUGGAAAUGCUCCAAUGGUUAAGAAAGAAUGGUUGUCCAUGGAAUGAGUGGACAUGUUCCUCUGCUGCUCAAAAUGGACAAUUGGAAAUCUUAAGUGGGCUCAUGAAAACGGUUGUCCAUGGGAUGGGUGGACAUGUGCAGGAGCUGCUAAAAUGGAUUUGGAAAUGCUCCAUGGUUAAGAGCAAUUGGUUGUCCAUGGCAUAA